AUGGAAAACUCUACAAAUGACCCUUCUUCAGAGAAAGGAGCUACGACGCCUGAAGAUAACCAGGAAAGUACAACUCAAUAUGUGAGCGGCGUCAAGCUCGUUGCGAUCGUUUCGGCCGUAACUCUGGUUUACUUCCUGAUUCUAUUGGACAUGUCCAUUAUCGUGACAGCCAUACCCCGCAUAACUACGCAUUUCCACUCUCUCGCUGAUGUAGGUUGGUACGGAAGUUCCUAUCAGCUGGCAUCAGCUUCUCUUCAACCACUGGCCGGAAAGGUCUAUUCCAAUUUCUCGACCAAGAUCACCUUCCUUUGCUUCUUUGCAGUGUUCGAAUGCGGCUCCAUCCUAUGCGCCGUCUCGGUGUCGUCGAAAAUGCUCAUCAUCAGCCGUGCGGUCGCAGGCAUUGGCUCGGCUGGAUUGAUUAACGGCACACUGACUAUUCUGUCAGCCUGCAUGCCGUUGGAAAAGAGACCCACGGCUUUUGGUAUCAUGAUGGGCUUUGGCCAACUUGGUAUUAUUAUCGGGCCGUUACUAGGUGGUGCGUUCACGGAGUAUGUCUCCUGGCGGUGGUGUUUCUAUAUCAACCUUCCGAUCGGUGCCAUCGGCGCAGUUAUCCUCCUGUUUACCCGCAUCCCUGCCGCCAUCAAACCUCGCGACGUGACAAUAUGGGUGGCUAUCAAGAAGCGGUUCGAUCUGAUCGGGUUUGCCUUGUUGCUUCCAGCUUGCGUGAUGUUUUUCUUGGCUCUUGACUACGCUGGUCACCAGUUUGAAUGGAACAGCCCAACCAUCAUCGGCCUCUUCUGUGGUGCCGGCGUGACGUUCAUCCUCUUCGUCGUAUGGGAGUUCACUAUGGGCGGUGACGAAGCCAUGGUCCCUUACUCAAUGAUCCGUAUCCGGGCCGUCUGGUCCAGCUGCCUGGUGAUGCUUUUCUUCUUUGGAAUGCUCGAACUGGCUUCUUAUUACAUGCCGAUCUACUUUCAGUCUGUGAAAAACGCAACUCCGUUGAUGAGCGGUGUGUACAUGUUGCCGAGUAUCAUCAGCCAGUUGAUCUCGACGGUUGUGGGUGGGGCGCUUGUCUCGCGCGUGGGCUACUACCUCCCCUUCAUUAUCGUGUCCGGUGCCUUGUCAUCCAUCGGCAAUGGGCUCAUGGGUACUCUGUACGCCCACAGCUCAGACGGCAAAUGGAUCGGGUACCAAGUACUCCUCGGUUUCGGUCGAGGACUGGGCUUUCAAAUCGCUGUGAUCGCCGUCCAAAGUUCGCUGUCUGCCGACCUCGUGCCCGUCUCCAUGGCCCUUAUUUCAUUCUCCCAAACUCUCGGAGGCGCCGUUUUCCUGGCUAUGGGGGAGACACUCCUGACCAACAGCCUCAAGACAAACCUGCCAAAGUUAGCUCCCAAAGUCGACCCAAACACCGUGGUUGAUGCCGGAGCUACGGGAAUUCGCGAUGUGGUCAAAGAUCCCGUCCAGUUGGAGGGAGUGAUUGAGUCGUACGCGAAAGCCGUCAAUGUGAUCUUCUACGUGGCGGCAGCCUCAGCUGCCCUGGUAGUUUUCUUGUCGUGGGGAAUGGGAUGGAAUGAUAUUCGCAAAAAGGAGGAUCCUUCUCGGGAAUCCGAACCGUCUGCUCCGUCG
This is a messenger RNA of Penicillium cinerascens, 1626 nucleotides long. RefSeq names its product MDR family MFS transporter. Lineage: Eukaryota; Fungi; Ascomycota; Eurotiomycetes; Eurotiales; Aspergillaceae. The transcript has 7 exons. The annotation marks the transcript as partial. The record is from RefSeq and is a predicted model, not a curated record. Gene Ontology annotation, biological process: transmembrane transport. Gene Ontology annotation, molecular function: transmembrane transporter activity.